GAACAAUUCUUUACUUCUAUCUUGCGACAUUUACGCUCACACAUACUACCAGCAUAUUUCAAACCAUCAGAUUUCCGUGAUACAUUUGAUACCAUGGCAGACGCAAAGCAAGGAGGUGAUCUCUACGACAUGGCGAAGGACGGAACUAAAGUUCCUGGAGAUGCUGGCAAGCAAAACAUCAUCAAAUCUGUUCCCAAUCCCCACCAGCAAGAAUCAGCUGCCGGUGGGCUUGGGUCUACAACUCUUCACGGCGCCGCAGACAAUGCAUUGAACACCAACGAGGGAAGACCUUCCGGAGUUGGCGAGGGUAUCAGUGCGACCGGCCACGAAAUUCCUCAGUCGGUGACGGGCAAGCCUGGAGGACGAGGAGGGACCCAGGGCUCCGAGGACAUCAGAGCCGCAACGGGUGCGUUUUAUACCAAGGGGGGCCGGUCGAAGGAUGAUGAAUGAAGGAAUCAAAGUGUGCAAAUUAUCACAUGGUGCUGAUGAACCUAACGAGUACAUCAAAACACGAUACAUUGUCUUUUACUUCGAGGUGGUGUCCCGCAUUCAAGUGCCAUCAAGCUAUGUGUAGGUAUAGCGAACCAGACUCAACCACGUGCUCAUGCCGGGAUAUGACCAUCUUGAACAGAUCAACAGUAAGUCAUUCGUCUCUACUACCAAUGAAACGCGAUGCCUGAGCUGUUCUACACCGACAAAACGGCAAAAUGAAAGGGACGAGACUCGAACUCGCGCGGGUUGCCCCACCAGGAAACAGAUGUUAAGCUGACCUUAACCUGGCG
Colletotrichum acutatum is the source of this 782-nucleotide messenger RNA. RefSeq lists its product as uncharacterized. The coding region runs from base 94 to 450 and encodes 118 amino acids. The record is from RefSeq and is a predicted model, not a curated record. The transcript is spliced from 2 exons. Lineage: Eukaryota; Fungi; Ascomycota; Sordariomycetes; Glomerellales; Glomerellaceae.